Molecule: messenger RNA, 1218 nt
Organism: Penicillium verhagenii
Lineage: Eukaryota; Fungi; Ascomycota; Eurotiomycetes; Eurotiales; Aspergillaceae
Product: gibberellin 3-beta hydroxylase
Exons: 4
Coding region: 1-1218 (405 amino acids)
Molecular function (GO): dioxygenase activity
Source: RefSeq, a predicted model, not a curated record
AUGUUGCCCACUAUGCCUGCUGCUUCCUUCUGUCCACCUGCUGCCGACCUUCCUGGCAAGCCUUCUGUCCCUGCUUGGAUCCCACCUCCAGUGACAAAGGAAAAAGAGAAUUUUGCCGAACUUCAGUCAAUUGAUUUGUCACUGCUCGAUUCCGAUGAUCCCCAGGUAGUUGACAACCUGAUUCAGCGAGUCAAAGCUGCCAUUCGGGAUGAUGGAUUUUUGUUCUUGGAGAACUACGGCGUGUCUUUGGAACAGCUUCACCGGCAAUUCAGUCUUGCUCAAUACCUGUACAAAAAUAUCAGCGAAGAAGAUAAAGAGCGUCUUAUUUUCAGCCCCGAGACUGGUGUCUGGUCGGGUUACAAGCAUCCCUAUGGAUUCAAGAGAGAGCGCGGUCCCGCCGAUGGCAUUGAGCAAUUCAACUGGUACAGACCCGACUGGGAAACCCUAGAUCGCGUCCCAACAUGUUUGCACCCUUUCAUGGAUGAGAUCGAAUCAUUCUGCAACUAUCUUACUCAAUCCGUGAACCGCCGGCUUCUGACUCUAUUUUCGCGUGUGUUGGAACUUGACGAUGACUAUCUCUGGGAUAAUGUCCAAUCACAGGGCCCUUCUCCAACAGGUGAAGGUUAUUUCAGACAUGCCCUUUUUAAGCCCGUCGAGAGAAAGACUGAAGAGGCAUCCAAAGGCCUUCGUAUGCAUGGGCAUACCGACUUCGGUCUAACGACAUUGCUUUUCUCUGUCCCCAUCUCCUGCUUGCAGAUUUGGGGUCGCGACGAGAAAUGGUACUACGUGCCGUACAAGCCAGGCGCUCUUGUAAUCAACAUUGGUGACACAUUGGAGAUCGUUUCUGGGGGCCAUUUCAAAGCCACUCGGCAUCGAGUCUUCAAGCCACCUGUCGAUCAAAUCCAUGAAGAACGCCUCUCUUUGGUAUUGUUCAACAGCUCGGUUGGCGAUCUCCGCAUGACCCCAGCACAGGAUUCUCCACUCAUCCAGCGAGAGGGUUGUAUUGAGGAGCAGGGUGUCUAUAAGGAGUUCAAGAAUCUUACAUCUCAAGGACAGCUCGUGCCAACAAAUCGACAAUGGCGCGAGAUUCAGAUCUCUACUGUUACUGAUCCCACAGACGAAACUAGGAAUUCGGUCGGAAAAGAUCAGGUGAUCAUAGAAGGCAAGCUCAUGCACCAACGGGAAUAUAUGGGCGUGAAGGUGGUUUUGCCCGUUUAA